AUGUCAGCUUUCGUAACACAUCUUCCACAGAUGAGAAAAGAAACGGGAGACCUGCAUAGUAUGUCUAAACACACAUCAACAAUACUGGAAAGAGCAUCACCGUGGCCUAAGCUCUUGCAGAAAACGUCAUCAAUGUCUGCAAUUACAUCGUUGGCUGUAUCAACUGCAGCAGAAAAUGGAACCACGUUUUCUAGAUCAUUUCAUGGACUGGGGUUUCCAGGAAAAUCCAAUAUGUUUAUUUCAUCGAUUGAACAUCAACGAUCCUUUUCAUUGAAUACAGAGACAGAAUGUAUAUCUGACGGUCUUACAAAAGAAAUCGAGCCGUUUGAUGAUUUUUCAUUUUUUCCGUCAUCAGAUGCAGAUCUUAUAGAUAUACCGGGACUACAUCAUAGUAGAAAUUCAUCAGAGCCUUUUAAUAACCGCAGGAAUCACCAUAAAAUCAAUGGACAUAGUGAGCCUUUAUCACCAAAGGGGAUCAUGUAUGAUUGUUGUCCUAUUAUUCCUGAAUCUAUUAAAAGUGGAGCACCUGAAGCUACAGAGCCGAUAUAUACAGAUUCUUCAGAUGCUUUAAACCAUGCCUGUGCAGAGCUUGGAUCAGGGCUGAAAUCAAAGAUUUUCAGGAACCGUUCAUUAAGCAUGGGGAUCCAGCAAUUUAUUAACCGAGAAGGCAUUAUUAAAUUGAAGGAGCGGUAUAUUUAUCGAAACACACAUCACGGGUUUCGGAAAAAAGAUAUUGGCUCUGGAGCGACAGCUACGGUUCAAGUUGUUAGCCUUAAACCUGGAUGUCAUUCAAGCAUUGAAAGCACUGGUGGAGAUUCUGGUCUUUUUGCAGUGAAAACUUUCAGGAAGAAAAGCAGGUCUGAAAGAAAAGAAGAUUAUCUCAAAAAACUUGCCAGCGAAUGGACAAUUCAACGGCGAGUUGACCAUCCGAACGUUGUGCGUGCCGUCGAUAUUUGUUUAGAUGAUCAUGCUCUCAGUGCAGACUCAUGGUGUGAAAUAAUGGAAUUUUGUGCCGCGGGCGACCUUCAUUCUCUUAUUAAAUCCAUGGUCGACUGGACUGCAGAGCCAGAGCCGAAAGAAAUGGCACCAAACCUUAGAAACUGUCUUUUUAAACAGCUACUUCGGGGGAUUUAUUAUUUGCAUUCUGAGGGGAUUGCGCAUAGAGAUAUUAAACCUGAAAACUUACUUCUUAAUUACAACGGUAUUCUUAAAAUUACAGAUUUUGGUACAAGUGACGUAUUAUUUAAUAAAGACUCCCCAGAGGGGGAAAAAAAAGCCAAAAAAUGCCGUGGGAUAUGUGGAAGUGGCGCAUAUAUUGCUCCCGAAGUAUUUACACAAAAAGAAUAUGAUGGCUUUAAGGUAGAUAUUUGGUCUUGUGCAAUUGUUUAUUUUUGUCUCACCUGGGGUGGGACACUUUUUGUUAAAGCAAUGCCUGGUGAUAAGCAUUAUGACAAUUAUUUAGAUGCUUUUAAAAAGUUUCGAGCAAAAUUUAUCGAUUCCUUAGAUUCAUUAUCAUCGAAUUUUGCAUCACAUCAAACUAGUGUUGAUUCUUCAGCCUUGCCUUUGUCAACAUCAGUACCCUCUAUUUCAAGUUUUACAGAUAUGUCUCCACUGUAUUCUCCUGUCUGUACUACGAACGGAGUCAAGGAUGAAAAACUUCCCGCAUAUGCUCCUUUUAAGCAUUGGAAAGCCAGUACUCAGCAUACUAUUUAUAGAAUGCUUAAUCCUAAUCCUAACGAGCGGUUAUCGGCAGAAGAAGUACUAAAUUCUAAAUUUGUUCAACGGAUAGAAUGUUGUGCUUUAGACAAAGGACAGGAAACAGAUUCUCAUGGGAAAGUGGACGUUUCUAAUAAAGACUGUUUUAAGCAAAUGGAGGCAAGAGUGAAACAUGAACAUAUUCCCUUGGAUUUAUUAAGAAAACUUAAAAAAUCACCAUGUUAA
Pneumocystis jirovecii RU7 is the source of this 1941-nucleotide messenger RNA. RefSeq lists its product as uncharacterized. Bases 1 to 1941 code for a protein of 646 amino acids. Gene Ontology annotation, biological process: intracellular monoatomic cation homeostasis; protein phosphorylation; intracellular signal transduction. The record is from RefSeq and is a predicted model, not a curated record. Gene Ontology annotation, molecular function: protein serine/threonine kinase activity; ATP binding. NCBI's taxonomy places the organism in Eukaryota, Fungi, Ascomycota, Pneumocystomycetes, Pneumocystales, Pneumocystaceae. The transcript is spliced from 2 exons.